UCUCAACCCUGAAACCCUGACUCGCCGCAGGGUCGCUGGUCGUGGAGCCAACUGUUAUUCUAGUUUCUCACUAUGAACUAAAUAAAAUAACCCACUCGAGCCCAAUGAAAGUCACAAGAUGAUCGACAGACAUUACGAGUUCGCAAUCCCAUUCUCACUUCCAGCCCGCCGUGGCCGAUUUUUCACGUCAACAACCACCCCCCCGGGCCAUAUCCUAUGUAUACAUAAUGACCUGGCUCUCAUCACAGACGGCGAGGAUCCUCCUCGGACUUCUAGCCGUCGCAUAUCUUUUUACGCCCGUAUAUUCUCUAGCCACGAUUCCCAAGUCGAAAUGCAUCAAAAACUGCGGAACCACCCCGAAAACGACCGCCGAUGACCUCGUCUGUCCCGAUUCAGCCUAUAACAACACCGAGAAAGGGAGGACCGUGAAAGAUUGUCUGCUAUGUCAAAGUACGGGAACGGCAUAUAUCAACGAUGAGAGAAAUGACAUCUACACCUUUCUAGCUACUCAGAAAUACACCGUUCAGACCUGCCUUUUCGACCGCAAUGGCUCUAUAUCAGGCUGCCAGAAUGAAUGUAUCCCCCUGCAAAGCGUCUACAAAACCAACUGGUACGGCGGCAGCAACUUCACCCCGAUUUAUACGUAUUGCGACGACGCCGGGUUCAAGCAGUAUGCCGAUCAAUGUGAAUCGUGUCUACGGGGUAGAAAUGGGAGUUACAUUCUCGCGAAUUUCAUCGACAACAUGGUCUCAGCGUGUACGAAUAAGCCGAAUGCCUCCGAAGGCGAGAUUGUCACCCUCCGUCAACCCAUCUUCCAGGUUCCUGCGUCGGAAGCCGUGCCCGACGAGAGCAAUUCUUCAAGCGGUUUGUCAACGGGUGCGAAAGCUGGUAUCGGUGUUGGAGUUGGAGUUGGUGGACUCAUGAUAGUGGGGGGUUUGGCCUGGUUUUUCUGUAUCAGGAGGAGGUCGAAGAGGGUCGACGCUCAUCAGUAUGAGCGGCCCUGGCAGCAGGAGAAUGCCGAUGCAUCUGCGCUGUCGCCUGAUCCGCGGAGUGGACCGCCGAGUGAGAUGCCCGCUGAUGCGGUUGUGAAGGGGCCAACAGAGCUAGAAGGGGAAGAUAAUACCAAGGCAAAGGUGGGGGGAGGUAAUGAAGGUGAGUAUGGAAAGGAUAAGAAAGAGACACCAUCCGAGCCCGUGGAAUUACCGUAAUGAAUAAUAAGAUACUGUUGAGACUGAACGGGGCCUGCAUCUGUAUAUAUGGGUUACGAUUUGACAUUGUCUAUGCAUCGGCCUUGGAGACCAGGUUUAAGCGGCUAAUAUAGACCAGAGUGGCAGCAUCGCUGCACAAG
Messenger RNA from Aspergillus pseudonomiae, 1348 nucleotides. RefSeq lists its product as uncharacterized. The coding region runs from base 228 to 1208 and encodes 326 amino acids. The transcript has 3 exons. NCBI's taxonomy places the organism in Eukaryota, Fungi, Ascomycota, Eurotiomycetes, Eurotiales, Aspergillaceae. The record is from RefSeq and is a predicted model, not a curated record.